Molecule: messenger RNA, 1314 nt
Organism: Trifolium pratense (red clover)
Lineage: Eukaryota; Viridiplantae; Streptophyta; Magnoliopsida; Fabales; Fabaceae
Exons: 7
Coding region: 205-1197 (330 amino acids)
Cellular component (GO): chloroplast
Molecular function (GO): oxidoreductase activity
Source: RefSeq, a predicted model, not a curated record
AGAAAAUCUAAAAUGUGAAAGUAAACAUAAAAAGAAACAAUAACCAUAUUAACAACAAUGCACUAUUGAAUAUUAAUAACACCAACAACAUUGCUGUAUGAUAUUGUUGAAUUGAAAGCUUUUCAUUCUUCACUCACCUCAAAAAAUUUCCAAUUUUUCCAUAGUAAUAUUAAUGGAAGAACUGUGUGAACUACUUUGAUUGAUAUGGCUACAACUACACGUGUUCCUUUUGUUUCCGCUACCACAUCUUUUCACAACCAAUGCCAUAAAUUUUGCUUAGUGGCAAAGUCAAUAACUCUACCAGUUUCUUCUUCCUCAUUAAAGCUUUGUUGUUCUUCUUCUUAUUCUUCUUCUUUGCUUUCACUUUCAACACAAAAGAAUCUUAAGGGUGUGAAAAGAGUUGGAAACAGAAGUAGUGUUGUUGUUGCUAUGGCUGAAUCUUCAAAGAGUACUGUGCUUGUUACUGGUGCUGCUGGUCGUACAGGACAAAUAGUUUAUCAAAAAUUAAAAGAGAGGUCAGAAGAAUAUGUCGCUAGAGGGCUGGUUAGAACAGAAGAAAGCAAGCAGAAAAUUGGUGCUGCAGAUGGUGUCUUUAUUGGUGAUAUAAGAGAUACUGAAAGUCUUGUUCCUGCAAUUCAAGGUAUAGAUGCUCUCAUUAUCCUCACAAGUGCAGUACCACUGAUGAAACCCGGGUUUGAUCCAACCGCAGGAAAAAGACCCGAGUUCUAUUUUGAUGAUGGCGCAUACCCUGAACAGGUUGACUGGAUUGGACAGAAAAACCAAAUCGACGCUGCUAAGGCUGCAGGAGUAAAGCAGAUUGUGUUAGUAGGAUCUAUGGGCGGAACAGACCUUAACCAUCCUUUGAACAGCUUGGGUGAUGGAAAUAUAUUGGUUUGGAAAAGAAAGGCCGAGCAAUAUCUGGCUGAUUCUGGUAUUCCGUAUACUAUUAUAAGGGCUGGUGGCUUGCAAGACAAAGAGGGAGGUAUCCGGGAACUCGUCAUAGGAAAGGAUGACGAGCUUCUCAAGACUGAUAUUAGAACAAUAGCUAGACCUGAUGUUGCAGAAGUCUGUAUUCAGGCACUAAAUUUUGAGGAGGCUCAGUUUAAGGCAUUUGACUUGGCAUCAAAACCUGAGGGGACUGGUUCACCAACAAAGGACUUUAAGGCUUUAUUUUCCCAGAUCACUACUCGCUUUUGAUUUUUCGAAUGUUGUUUUCAUUAUCUUAAAAUAUUUCAUAUUUACAUUUGGAAUGGAACCAAAAAUCUAUUAUUAGUUCUAUCUAAUGCAAAUUUACAAUGUGCUUGGUAAUUUAGA